UGUUUCCUGGUCAGCCCAUGGGGUGAAUGCUGCCACCUGAGAGUUUUUGUUGAAAUCUAUAAGCUAUUGUCCUGAAUAUUCUCCAGCCAUGAGUUCAUCAAAGCCGUACAUUGGCUGUAAAAUAGGGUUGAUUUCAACAGCCCAAAAUCGUUAUGAGGGAAUUUUGUAUACGAUUGAUAAAGUGAACUCCACAGUGGUGCUGGCAAAAGUCAAGUGUUUUGGAACGGAGGGACGACCCACUGACAGACCAACGCCACCCAAAGAUGAUGUCUACGAGUACAUCACUUUCCGGGGAAGUGAUAUUAAGGACAUCACACUGUGUGAACCUCCAAGAUCUCACCACGGCCUACCACCGGAUCCUGCAAUAGUACAGUCAGCCAGUGUAGGCUCUCCGGGUGUCUACUCGGGUCUUGGACCAUUUAGCCCCCUAAAGAUGCCCGCCUACAACCAGCUCGCUGCCAGCUCUCUACUUAAUCAACAGUAUGCUGCAGCUCUUGGCCUUGGGCCUGUACUUCCAGGCUUACAUGUGAGAAGGGGCCCCAUGGUGGAAAAGGCUGUUCAAACCCUCCAUGUGGAUAUAUCCAGGCAGAGGGGAGGCUUGACUGCAUCCCAGGAGCGGGAGCAGCAGCAGCAGUGGGAGAGAAGGAGGCCCCAGAGGCCCAGAGGAGAGAGUUUCCAGACCAGAAGGGGCACUGGAGCCACCAUGAGGUCAGGCCCAGGUGUGCCCAAUGCUCAGCAGGAAACUCGGCAGCAGAAUUAUGAAAACAGGCAACCACCCAGAAGAAGACAAGGGCCUCGGAGGAGCAGGAACCGUAGCAGAGGCCAGCUGAUGGUGGCUAAUGUUCCAUCUGCCAUCCUUAAGUUUGACACAGACUUUGAUUUUGACUCCUCAAAUGCCAAGUUUAUUAAGGAGGAGCUGGAGAGGGAGGUGCAGGACAGGACGAAAGAUGGAAAUCACGAGGUAGAAGAGAAAGAAAAGGAGGAAUUGCACUCUACUGCAGAGGAUGAUCAUUCUGGCCCUAAAUUCUACUACGACAAAGCAAAGUCCUUCUAUGACAACAUCACAUCUGAUCAUAAGUUCAGACUAACAUGGGCGGAGGAGCGGAAGCGCAAUCUGGAGACUUUUGGGGUUCCUGGACGGUUCCUGAGGGGCCAAGGCUUCAGAGGUGGCUAUACUGGACGGAGAGGACGGGGCGCUGCUCAGACUCCAACUGCAUAUAGAACCAGGAGUGGACAGCUGUAAAGGUCAGAGCUAGAGCAACCCCGUCCUCCAAUAAUGGCUUCCUUUAUGUGUAACAAAUGGGACUGUUGCCAAAUAUGAUGAUCCGUAAAGGCAGCUCUGUUGUCGCUGAUGAAGAAGCAUCUUUUUUUGUUCUUUUGUUUUUCUCCCUGAGGCAGUUAUCCUGCCCCCCCGUAUUGCCAGGAUUUUAUUUUUAUUUAUGCCUUUUUGUCAUUUGGUCCCAUUUUGAAUAUGGAUGCAUGGCUCACUAAAUGGUCCACUGUGUGUGACAAUAGUUGUUUUCCCCUCAGAAUAUUUCCUUUCAAUUAAAUGGGGAGUGUUUGAGUUUCUGUUUUGUGUUACUUGGAAGAAUUUCACUCCCAAACGUGUAUUGUUUUCAUUCUUUAAAGAAAGUAUCUGGCUUUGCCUCUUGGGAGAACAUUUAUUUCAUGUUGUAAACUGUGAAUAUUGACAUAAAAUGAACUAAACUUAAAUGUAUUUAAAGGCCAAAUCUUGUGCAUUGCUUUGUUCUGUCAUAUUGAAGCAAUAAACUGAAAAUUGCUGGUGCA
Molecule: messenger RNA, 1788 nt
Organism: Sebastes umbrosus (honeycomb rockfish)
Lineage: Eukaryota; Metazoa; Chordata; Actinopteri; Perciformes; Sebastidae
Gene: lsm14b
Product: LSM family member 14B
Exons: 8
Coding region: 89-1243 (384 amino acids)
Molecular function (GO): mRNA binding
Source: RefSeq, a predicted model, not a curated record